Molecule: messenger RNA, 1182 nt
Organism: Symbiodinium natans
Lineage: Eukaryota; Dinophyceae; Suessiales; Symbiodiniaceae
Source: the annotation of a GenBank genome assembly
AUGGCCGAGGUAUGGGGCUGGCGCUUCCGUAUUCUGCUGAACAAUUACAGCAACGGCAGCCCGAUGUGCGCUGCCAGCGAUCCUGAGUCGGAGCGCGUCGUGCGAGAAUGGGGCGAUGGCAAUCCAUGGGGCCACCGGGCGGCGUUUUGCAUCCCGAUCCUGGCGCCGAAAGCAAUGGCCUACAACAUCUUCACACGCCACACGCCAGACAUGGCCCGGAAGUUGGUGCAGGACAAAGGAGUGCAACGCCACGUCCGCUUGGGAGAAGACUACCAAGGUCGUGCAGUGCAUCGCGGACGUGACGUGUUUCUUCUCUGCGUGGUGAGCACUUCAGGCGAGGUGCAGAACGCCUCCGCUGAAGCCGACGGCGUGUUGCAGCUGCUGAAGCUGCGCUUGGCCCUCCUCCGCAAGAGCAAAGGGGACAGAGAUGCCGCCACGAUGGAGUGCAUGUCGGAACUGGGUCGCAGGAUGCAGGGUCGCGCUGUGCACCAGGAAGCUGAGACGCUCAUGAGGGAGUGCUUGGCGGGACGCCGUGCCAAGCUGGGUGAUGAGCACCCAGGCACGCUCGCCGGCAUCAACAAUCUUGCGUCGCUGCUUGAGGCCACGGGGCGGUUUGGGGAGGCGGAGUCACUGUACCGUGAGGCCUUGCGUGGCAGCCGUGCCAAGCUGGGCGAUGAGCACCCUGACACGCUCAUCAGCAUCAACAAUCUCGCGUUGCUGCUUGAGGCCACGGGGCGGUUUGGGGAGGCGGAGCCACUGUUCCGCGAGGCCUUGCGUGGCCGCAGGAGCCCCAGAGGCCGUGCCAAGCUGGGUCAUGAGCACCCACGCACGCUUGCCAGCAUCAACAAUCUCGCGUUGCUGCUGCAAUCCACGGGGCGGUUUGGGGAGGCGGAGCCACUGUUCCGCGAGGCCUUGCGUGCCAGCCGUGCCAAGCUGGGUGAUGAGCACCCUGACACGCUCUCCAGCAUCAACAAUCUCGCGGCGCUGCUGCAAUCCACGGGGCGAUUUGGGGAGGCGGAGCCACUGUUCCGCGAGGCCUUGUUUGCCCGCCGUGCCAAGCUGGGCGAUGAGCACCCUGACACGCUCAUCAGCAUCAACAAUCUCGCGUUGCUGCUCAAGGCCACGGGGCGGUUUGGGGAGGCGGAGCCACUGUUCCGCGAGGCCUUGCGCGGCCGCAGCUGA